This is a messenger RNA of Labrus bergylta (ballan wrasse), 1833 nucleotides long. RefSeq names its product matrix metallopeptidase 13b (gene mmp13b). Gene Ontology annotation, molecular function: metalloendopeptidase activity; zinc ion binding. Gene Ontology annotation, cellular component: extracellular matrix. The record is from RefSeq and is a predicted model, not a curated record. Gene Ontology annotation, biological process: extracellular matrix organization; proteolysis; collagen catabolic process. Lineage: Eukaryota; Metazoa; Chordata; Actinopteri; Labriformes; Labridae.
AGACAACAACAAUGAUAGCUCUGCUGCUGCUGGCGCUCGUCCCUCACUGCUUCCCUCUGCCUCUGUCUCCCCGGGACAACGACAACCAGCUUUUAGCAGAGAAGUACCUCCGCCGGUUCUAUGGCCUUCCUGCUGGUCUCCAGGGAAGACAUAGCUCAUCAGGAGCCUUUAAGACAAAGAUCGAGGAGAUGCAGAGCUUCUUCAAACUCAAGGUGACGGGGAAUCUGGAUGACAACACUGUGGAGCUGAUGAAGCAGGCCAGAUGUGGUGUGCCAGACAUCGGGGAGUACAACCACUUCCCUCGACACCUUAAAUGGCAAAACAACAAUGUCACUUUCAGAAUAACAAAUUAUACACCAGAUUUGAAAAAGUCUGAUGUAGACAGAGCCAUCCGCAAUGCACUGAAUGUUUGGUCUGAUGUCACCCCUCUGACCUUUAAGAAGCUGCACAGUGGCAUCGCUGACAUCAUGAUCAGUUUUGGCUCAAAAGAGCAUGGAGACUUCAACCCUUUUGACGGACCUAAUGGCCUGCUGGCUCACGCCUACCCACCCGGCCAAGGCAUCGGAGGAGACACUCACUUUGAUGAGGAUGAACACUGGAGCAAGGACUCAUCAACUUACAACUUGUUUAUAGUGGCGGCCCAUGAGUUGGGUCACGCGCUUGGUAUGUCCCACUCCUCGGACGCGGGGGCUCUGAUGUACCCCGUCUACUCUUACGCUACAGGCUACCCACUGGCUGAGGACGACAUUGAAGGCAUUCAGGCGCUCUAUGGUCCAAACCCAAACCAAAGAAAAGUGAAGCCUAAACCUGAUGCACCAGACAAAUGUGACCCCAUGCUAACCUUUGACGCUGUAACAGAGCUCAGAGGGGAAACCAUCAUCUUCAAAGACAGAUUCUACUGGCGUCUCCACCCUCAGAUGCCAGAGCCUGAGCAGACGCUGAUCAAGUCCACUUGGCCGUCGAUUCCUAACAAGAUAGACGCAGCAUAUGAGAAUGCAGAGAAGGAUAUUGUCAUGAUAUUCAGUGGGAUCAAAAUUUGGGCUUUGAAUGGAUAUAACCUUGUGGAUGGUUACCCAAAGUACAUACAUAAACUUGGACUUCCCAAGAAAAUACGGAAGAUAGAUGCGGCCGUGCACAUUGGAGAUACCGGGAAAACUUUGCUGUUCACCGAUGAGGACUAUUGGAGUUAUGAUGAAGCCACAGGCACCAUGGACACUGGCUACCCACAACCCAUUGAGGAAGAUUUCCCUGGGAUGGAUGAUGAGGUUGAUGCCGCUGCUUAUCACCAUGGGUACUUGUAUUUCUUCCAUGAACACAUGCAGUACGAGUACAGUUACACCUCGAGAAAGGUCAUUCGCAUCAUGAGGACCAACUCCAUGCUCAACUGUUGAUGAGGUGGUCUGCAUCGACAUCCAACAACACACACAAACAUCACUCCAUGAGAUGCCGGGAGAUGAUUGAACGAGCUGUAAAAUGGACUGAUGAGGGGGAAAGUGUUGAAUUGAAAAAUGUUUAUUUCCACUAGUGCUGGACACCUGUAGGUCACCUUGUUUGUCAGACAAAGAAUGCUGGAAAAUUCCUCAAAGAAAUAUGUAUACUACAUUAGAUUAUUUCUAUUUAUUGUAAUUUUCUACUACAAGUCUCUCUAUGCACUGCAAGAAGCUCUGCAGGUUACGUUUCUUGUCAGUUACAGUUGACUCGGCUGUUGUUUGAGACAAUUAUUUGACUACUUGUUUCACAUCUUGAGUGAUUCAACAAAGAUUGUAUUUGAUUUUUUUGUGCUUAGAUUUCUGUUCUGUGAAUAACAAUAAAACAUUUUAAAAGGCAUAAAAA